Trichechus manatus latirostris (Florida manatee) is the source of this 1717-nucleotide messenger RNA. RefSeq names its product cysteine rich with EGF like domains 1 (gene CRELD1). The record is from RefSeq and is a predicted model, not a curated record. Lineage: Eukaryota; Metazoa; Chordata; Mammalia; Sirenia; Trichechidae. The transcript is spliced from 10 exons. Bases 1 to 1263 code for a protein of 420 amino acids. Gene Ontology annotation, molecular function: calcium ion binding.
AUGGCUCCACGGCCCCUGAGGGGCCUGGUCCCAGCCCUACUCGGGAGCUUGAGCCUCUUCCUCAGUAUUCCAGGACCCGUCUGGCCCCAACCGUCUACGCCUCCCCAGGCUUCUCUCCCGCCUGAGCCCCAUCCCUGUCAUACCUGCCGGGGGCUGGUCGACAGUUUCAACAAGGGCCUGGAGAGGACCACCCGGGACAACUUUGGAGGUGGAAACACUGCAUGGGAGGAAGAGAAGUUGUCCAAAUACAAAGAUAGUGAGACCCGCCUGGUAGAGGUGCUGGAGGGCGUGUGCAGCAAGUCGGACUUCGAGUGUCACCGCCUGCUGGAGCUGAGUGAGGAGCUGGUAGAGACCUGGUGGUUUCACAAGCAGCAGGAAGCCCCAGACCUCUUCCAAUGGCUCUGCUCAGAUUCCCUGAAGCUCUGCUGCCCCUCAGGCACCUUUGGGCCCUCCUGUCUUCCUUGUCCUGGGGGUGCAGAGAAGCCCUGCAGUGGCUACGGGAAGUGUGAAGGGGAAGGGACCCGAGGGGGCAGCGGGCGCUGCGACUGCCAAGCCAGCUACGGGGGUGAGGCCUGCGGCCAGUGUGGGCUCGGCUACUUUGAGGCAGAGCGCAACUCCAGCCAUCUGGUAUGUUUGGCUUGUUUUGGCCCCUGUGCCCGCUGCUCGGGACCUGAGGAAUCAAACUGUUUGCAAUGCAGAAAGGGCUGGGCCCUGCAUCACCUCAAGUGUGUAGACAUCGAUGAGUGUGGCACAGAGCGAGCCAGCUGUGGAGCCAACCAGUUCUGCGUGAACACAGAGGGCUCCUAUGAGUGCCGAGACUGUGCCAAGGCCUGCCUGGGUUGCAUGGGGGCAGGCCCCGGCCGCUGUAAGAAGUGCAGCCCUGGCUACCAGCAGGUGGGCUCCAAGUGUCUCGAUGUGGACGAGUGCGAGACAGAGGUGUGCCCAGGAGCUAACGAGCAGUGCGAGAACACUGAGGGUGGUUACCGCUGCGUCUGUGCUGAGGGCUACAAACAGAUGGAGGGCAUCUGCGUGAAGGAGCAGAUCCCGGAGUCGGCAGGCUUCUUCUCGGAGAUGACAGAGGACGAGCUGGUGGUGCUGCAGCAGAUGUUUUUCGGUGUCAUCAUCUGUGCACUGGCCACGCUGGCUGCCAAGGGCGACUUGGUCUUCACUGCCAUCUUCAUCGGGGCUGUGGCUGCCAUGACUGGCUACUGGUUGUCCGAGCGCAGUGACCGAGUGCUGGAGGGCUUCAUCAAGGGCAGAUAAUCCCUGCUGCCACCUACAGUAUCUUUCCACGUGGGCUGCCCCCAAGGGUCAGGCCUCUCUCCUACCUGGACACUACAGGCCACUGGGUUUAUUUUUGAGAGUGGGGUUAGCACCCCCUGCCUGCCUUCUGGGGCAGCCCUAACACCCAGGCCUGAGCAGGUGAGGCCCCUGGGAUGAACAAGUAGCCUGAGGGUGGGUGCCGUGAGAUCUCGGCCUGCAGGGCUGGGCAGGCUUCACAUUGCGUGUGAAUUUUUUAAAAGAAGUUUCUCCUUAUUUAUGGUGGCUGCUAGUGAGCUUCGGCCCCUGCCCAGGAUGCAGGGUGGGGUCUAGGCAGGGGUGGGGUCAUUGCAGCCCCUCCUGCCUGCUGCAUGCUGCCAGCUCCUGUUCCUACUCACCCUCCCCUCAGCCACUGAUUUAUUUAUUCAUCUCAGGAAAUAAAGAAAGGUCUUGGAAA